AAAUGCUAAGUGGCGCGCGCGAAGCGCGCGCAAUGUUGUGUUCUAGUACUAAUAAAAUAUAUAAAUGACAUUUAUGCGCAACUUGUAGACAAAUUUAUGGAUUUCAUCUAAUUUAUAUCAAAAUAGAAAUCAUCGUCCAUUCUUUAAAUUGAAUUAUGAUGUUCUACUAGUAUUUAAUUCUACUUAAUUACAUUUAAUUACAAAAGAUACUUAUGUUACUAUUUGUUCUAGCAAUGACCUAUUAGAUGCACCUACUGUUAACAUGAAUGAACGUCGGCGAGCUAUUGCACUUACUGCGAUUACUCUCAGCAAUGAAUUUCUUCGUUGCCAUGUAUUUUUCGAUUCAGAUAGUGAAACCAGUGAUGAUUCGGAUUUAGAUGAAGGAGAUAUAAGAAGACGAGUUGACUUACGUGGAGGUCAACGGAAGCCUCCAAGAGUGAAAAAUUAUGUUGAAAUAACUGUACCAAUAUUUAAUGCACAGCAGUUUAGAGACCGGCAUUUUCGGAUGACGUAUGAAAAUUUAGAAGCAAAGCUCAGUCCUGUUCUCUCUUUAUCUUAAGGAAAAGCUGUAAUUCCAGUGAGAAAGCAAUUAUUGGGGUCGUUGUGGUUGUUGGCAACACUUGAUUCAUAUCGUUCUGUUGGUGAAAGAUUCGACCUUGCUAAAAGUUCGUUAAGUAAAAGUUUCAUGAGAGUCGUUGCAUGUUUGAAUGAUAUAUCAGGCCAAAUCAUUUUAUGGCCAAGUGGACAAGAACUUGAUAGAGUGAAAACAGAUUUCAAUAAAAAUUCGUUAUUACGAGGCAUUAUUGGUGCCAUUGAUGGCACACAUAUUCUUAUAAAAGCGCCUAAGGUUGACUCCCAAUACUGUAGAAUCUAUAAGAAAACGUAUGCCAUAAUUUUGCUGGCAGUCUGUGAUGCUCGUAUGAAAUUCACUGAUUGUUUUGCAGGAUUUGCAGGUUCAGUUGGAAACGUAAGAGUUUUCAGAAAUUCCGAUUUAUAGAGAGAAAUUCAAAUAGAUAAACAAUCCUUUUUUUGAAAUGAUGAAUUUAUUAUUGGUGACAAGGCAUACCCUGUUUUAACAUGGUGUAUUUCCCCGUAUAUUGAUCAUGGUCAACUUACAGCUGUAAGAAAUUUUGUUACUUAUUUUUAUUAUAUUAUUUCUUGUAAAAUUGAUUUAAAUUUACACAUUUUUUAAUUUCUCUUCAGGCCCAGAAAAAAUUUAACACCGUUCUUUCAUCAAAACGAUCGGUGAUUGAACGUGCAUUUGCACUAUUAAAAGGUAGAUUUCGUAAACUAAAGUUUCUUGAUAUGAAUGUAGAUGAAAUGAUUCCACAUGUUAUAAUUGCUUGCACAGUAUUGCAUAAUAUAUGUCUGGAUGGCAUUAAUGGAAAUGAUGUAGAAGACUUUAUACAGGAAGGUAUGGAAAUGGACAUUGAGGAGGCUUAUGUUGGAAAUAUACCUAAUGAAGAAGCGAAAGAAGUAAAACGUGAAUAUUUGUGCACUUGUCGCUGAAGCUUAAUAUUGACACACAAUUUAAUAAUUAUUUUUAUAAGUAUACAUAAAAAUAAAAAAAAAAUAAUUCAGUAUGUAAUAGAAGAAGAUCCGUUAUUGCACCAAUGUAGAUUAACUUUAGUUCAAAUAAAAUAAUUUGUAUUACAUUUAUUCAUCUGGUGUAUUUCAGAAAAUCACAUUUUCUUUGAAAAAACAAAUUUUUUAGUAAAGUUAAUUAUUAUAUUUUAGCAAAGAAAAUAUGAUUUUUUGAUAUGUACCAGAUGAAUGAAUGUAAUACAAAUUAUUUUAUUCUAAUACUUUAGAAGUAGAAAAAAAUAGUCUCAUAUCAAUCUCUAGUCUCAUAUGGGCUUAAUAAAAAACCAAACUAUGAAUCCCAAUCAAAGAAUAAUAAUAAAAAAGUAGAUGUUUUAGUUCGUAUAAACAUUCAUUUUUAUAGUUGGCGCAUUUUCUUCAUAUUAUUUCUUUUGUAGAGAAAACAUCUUUUUUGAAAAAGACAAUUUUGUUAAAAUUUCACACAUUUAUAGUGCCAAAUUAAAA
Molecule: messenger RNA, 2046 nt
Organism: Monomorium pharaonis (pharaoh ant)
Lineage: Eukaryota; Metazoa; Arthropoda; Insecta; Hymenoptera; Formicidae
Product: protein ALP1-like
Source: RefSeq, a predicted model, not a curated record